This is a messenger RNA of Brenthis ino (lesser marbled fritillary), 2781 nucleotides long. NCBI's taxonomy places the organism in Eukaryota, Metazoa, Arthropoda, Insecta, Lepidoptera, Nymphalidae. The record is from the annotation of a GenBank genome assembly.
AUGACAACUAUGGAAGAAGGAGAAUCUCCCACUGAGGAAAUACCGGCAGGGAAUCCAGAGGAGCUAACAAAAAAUCCCACUGCUUUAAAAGAAGCACAUGAAGAAAUGGCUACACUUGAUGUGCUUGUGUGUGGGCAAUGCCACUCAGCAUUCCAUUUUAUUGAAGAAUUUAAAGAUCACAAAAAUGCUAAUAAUUGUACUGGAAAAUCUCCUGUAAGGGAUAGUAAUGAAAGUAAGGCACAAGUGUGGGCAUUUCUUUUAUGGAAGUGUUCAUCUGUACGUGAUGGAUCUACAUCAAAUGCUGAUAACAGUUGGAAGCUAUACCAACAGUGGUGUAGAAUGCCAGAAGCUCAAAGAACUGCUUGGAUCACAGCAGGGUCUAAUGUGCAAUCUUUGUCUAAAUUUGCUCAUGCCAAAGUAAUGGAGCUAAAAACGGAAGAUCAGCUUGUCCCUGUGCAGACAGCUACUCCUGAAGUUAAAAGGAGAGGAAGACCUAGAAAAGUUGUUAAAGUGGAGGAUAGUGAGACUCAUCCUUCUGGUGAAGAAAGUGAUGAUGUUAAAGCAAAUUUUGCUCAAAAAGGACUUAAUAAAUUGCCUGCGGCAAAUGUCAGUAAAUCCAGAGACCUUUCUGUAGAAUCUGUGCGUAACGCACAAGAGCGUGUGCCGGCAGAGGAGCGUAUUGCGCGGCGCUCCGAGCGCGAGGGCGGCGCCGGCGCGGAGGCGGGCGAGUACGUGGUAGAGAAGAUACUGGCCAAACGCUUUAACCCAAGACGCAAGCACUAUGAGUAUUUGCUCAAAUGGGAGGGAUAUCCGCAUGAGCAAAACACUUGGGAGCCAGUGGAGAAUAUGGAGACAUGUAAACAUUUACUGGAGGCGUUUGAAAAGCAGCUGGCGCGACAGAAGGAGCUCAAGGCUCUGCGCGCGCAGCAACAGCAGCAGCAGCAGCAUCCAGUGCAGGUUAAACAAAUGAGCACUCCAUUACCGCAAGUUGUUAAGCAGAUGGUGAAGAAGACAGAAAGCCCAGUUUUAACUCCAACUGGGCGUUUACAACGAACAAGCAAAGCGCGCGCACUCGAUCAAGUGAAGGCGUGGUGCGGAGCCGAUGACGAGCCCGGAGCCAAACGCAUCAAGCGCGAGCUCUCAAGCGAUGACGACUUCUCUGACUCCGACUCCACCAAAGCUAGCAAAUGUGAUGUGUCUUUAUCGGAAGAAAAGAAAGUAAUGAAUGGGCAAUCCUCACCAAAAUCCAACAUAGACCCUGAGCUGGUGAAAUCUCUGGGUCUGGGGGGCAAGGGCAUGCCUAAUAUUAAAGGCGUCAUCAAAGUCGACCCCAAACAUAUGCCUAAUCUCACUACUGGUGUCUACAUAAUGUCAAAAAGCUCUGGUAUAAUGAAAAUUGACUCACCCGGCAAGUUAGGCCCGGGCUUGAAUAUUGACCAAGAUGUCAUUAGAAAGCAGAUAAUGGCUGCUAAACAGAAAAAAUUGGAAGAAGCCAAAAAGUCACCUGCAAGCACGCCUGCUUCAUCACAGAUAAGAAAGACAUACGCAUCUGGAGGACAGCAAGUAACAGAGAAGACGAUAAUAACGCCAUCAGGACAAAAGAUCAUCCAGCGCACCAUACAGCGGCCGUACGGCGCUUCCGACGGCAAGUCGCCCGUCACUAUACUUAAUAGGAAACUUGCACAGGGAGACAGUCUGCUCCGUGGCGCGGGGAGCCCCGGGCGCGGCGGCGUGCGCGGGCGCGGGCGCGGCUACUCCGUGUCGACCGCCGCCGGCAAUAUAGUGCGCAUACGCGAGAAACCCGUUUCUAUAGACUUUGAUAAGCAGUGGGAGGCGUCGUCCGAGUCAUCGGACGGCAUCGAGGACCCGUUCCCGCGCGAUCUGGGCCCGCUGCCGUCGCCCAGCCCCGAGCGCGAGCUGACGCUGUGCCCGCUGACGGGCCGCCGCCUGGCGCGCGCCGAGGGCGAGCCCACGCCGCCGCCCACGCCUCCGCCCGCCACGCCGCCGCCCGACACGCACGCGCCCAUGCUUAUGAAGGUUGAAAUUUCACCUGGUGGCACAACGGGCAUGUUGGUACAAGGAGAUGGCGCACAGCCAUCACUACCAGUACUCACGGAUGAAGACGGCACGGAAGUGAAAGUGGAGGCGAGCGCGGUGAAGCAGCUCCUGGAGGAGGGAGUGGGAGUGGGCGUGGACGACGGCGAGGAGGUCGGCCUCCUGCACGCCGCGCACCCACCCAUCAUGAUCAGGGGCGAGGACGGCGUGCUUUACCAAGUGGCCGGAGAGAACGAGGCUGGUCAGACUCUGUUAGUGGCCGCUGAGGGUGUGGAGGGAACGGUGGAAGGUGUAGAAGGCACAGUCGAAGGCGAAAGCGAGGGCGUCAUGUAUGUCACCAGGGAGGAUGGACAGACAUUACUAGUGGCUGCCCAAGGAGUCGAAGGUACUGUGCAAGGAGUAGAAGGUGCCGUGGAUGGUGAAACUGAGGGUGUCACGUAUGUUACGAGAGAAGAUGGACAGGACGUGCUGACGAUAGACCCGUCGCAGCUCGCGCAGCUGAUGCCGGGCGGCGAGGCGGGCGCGCUGCAGCAGGUGGCGGUGCAGGUGGAGGGCGAGCCCGGCGAGGACGCCACGCAGGUCAUCGCGCAGCUCGUGCAGGCGGACCUGCCCUCGCCUGGUGGUACUCGGCGCGUGGUGCUCUUGCUACCAGACGGUAGUUUCACGAUGACGGAACUAGACAAGGAACAGUAUGAAUCCAUUACAGAGGCCAGUAAAGCUCAAGAA